GGGUAGUUAUAUUUAGAGUUCGCCUUCCUUAUGUAAUCUCGCGUUAAUCGUUGUUAGUCUAUGUAUGAUUAUGGUGACACCUUAUCUAAUAUCCAUGUAACCUUUCCUGUCAGAAACAUGGACAUUGUUAUACAAAGUAUUCUCGCUGUGGUGGUUGGGUAUGUGGUUUGGGUUGUCGUAGCUGAACUGUGGAGAUACAACGCCCUCUGUCGGACAGUGAGGAAUUUCGCCCAGCCUGGUCCAGCACACUGGUUUUGGGGACACAUGAAGAUGGAUUUCAUGACCGACAUGCGGCCGCUGACAAAUCUAUCUGACGAAGAAGCUUACCGGAUGAGCCAUAACACUAAGUGGGCCAUAACGUGGCUGACUUUUAUACCAUUGAUCCAGGCCAACCACCCCGACAGUGCUAAGGCCGUGCUGAAACUUUCUGAUCCCAAACCGACUGGAAGCGGACAGUUGUAUAACAUUUUGACGAGUUUUUUAGGUAAAAAUCGUUCAGAAUUGGUGUUAUUUUAACUCCAUAUUAAACAAGAUGACAUUGAACAUACCGAUAAAACAGGUGAAAGGUAAACAUCAGACACAUCAGCUGUCUAUACACCCUGUGUGUGGUGAUAGGGUUUUAUUGUGUUUGUUGUCACAACCUUAUGUAUGACAACACAGUGAUGAUAAGUUGAU
Pecten maximus is the source of this 675-nucleotide messenger RNA. RefSeq lists its product as uncharacterized. The record is from RefSeq and is a predicted model, not a curated record. Bases 61 to 516 code for a protein of 151 amino acids. The transcript has 2 exons. NCBI's taxonomy places the organism in Eukaryota, Metazoa, Mollusca, Bivalvia, Pectinida, Pectinidae.